AUGUUAUUGUUUACCAGAUCAAGUCCAGGUGCCUCCUGCGGCCCUGCUGCAGUACCCACGCCAACAUCAACAGGAUCCACAUCAGCCUUUGCUGGCAUGAUACCAGCAGACGUCUCGAUUCCCUCCAUGCCCCCCUUGGUCUCGAUCAUCCCUUCUCCACCAUCCAUAGUUGUCUCUCCACCAUCAUUAAGGCUUUGCCGAUCUAUCCCUGCUGCCCUCUCCGUUGAGACUGUUGCUGCCUCUGUCCCUGCAGCUGCCCUUGUCCUUGGUGCUGAUGGUCUUGACGUUGUUGCUGUCUCUGACCUUCCUGGAACACGUGUCCUCUCUGCUGCCAACUCCCUGAUUCCUGCUUAUUCCCUUGCCGCUGCCCACUCACUUGCUGCUGCCCAUUCCCUUGCCGCUGCCCACUCACUUGCUGCUGCCCAUUCCCUUGCCGCUGCCCACUCACUUGCUGCUGCCCAUUCCCUUGCCGCUGCCCAUUCACUUGCUGCUGCCCAUUCACUUGCUGCUGCCCAUUCCCUUGCUGCUGCCCAUUCACUUGCUGCUGCCAUUCCCUUGCUGCUGCCCAUUCACUUGCUGCUGCCCAUUCCCUUGCUGCUGCCCAUUCCCUUGCCACUGCCCAUAACCUUGCUGCUGCCCAUUCCCUUGCUGCUGCCCAUUCCCUUGCUGCUGCCCGUUCCCUUGCUGCUGCCCGUUCCCUUGCUGCUGCCCAUUCCUGCCCAUUCCCUUGAUGCUGCCCAUUCCCUUGCCGCUGCCCAUUUCCUUGCCGCUGCCCGUUCCCUUGCUGCUGCCCAUUCACUUGCUGCUGCCCAUUCCCUUGCCGCUGCCCAUUCCCGUGCUGCUGCCCAUUCCCUCGCUGCUGCCUGUUCCCUUGCUGCUGCCCAUUCCCUUGCUGCUACCCAUUCCCUUGCUGCUCAACGUUGUGUUGCUGCUGCCCGUUCCUUUGCUGCUGAGCGUUCAUUCGCUGCUGCCCGUUCCCUUGCUGCUGCCCGUUCCCUUGCUGCUGCACGUUCCCUUGCUGUAGCCCCUCCCCUUGCUGCCAUCUCUUACCUCGCUGCAGCCCCUCCCCUUGCCAUGCAUCACCUCGCUCCUGCCACUCCCCUUGCUGCCAUACAUCACCUCGCUGUAGCCCCUCCCCUUGCUUUUCCCUCUGUCCUUCUUGCAGCCCGUGCCCCAGCUGCUGCACAUUCCCUUGUCCUUGCUGCGGUUGUUGUCCUUGCUCCAGCACUCCCUGCCUUUCGUGCUCAUGUUGUUGCUGUGGCAAUUGCACUUGCCUUUGCCCCCCAUGGCACGCCCCCCCUAGCCUAUUUUUUGUUGCAUGCACAUGGCACAGCAUAG
Molecule: messenger RNA, 1338 nt
Organism: Closterium sp. Naga37s-1
Lineage: Eukaryota; Viridiplantae; Streptophyta; Zygnematophyceae; Desmidiales; Closteriaceae
Source: the annotation of a GenBank genome assembly